AUGGCAGACCAGUGGGAUAACUUUCAAUUCGCUCUUCCACAUCCCCAUCUCACAGCAUAUCGAAUAUAUCGUUCGGCGGACGGAGACGCAGCAACAUCAGCGAACUUCAAGAUUGAGCUUGUGAAAGAUCAGCCAGAGAAGAAUAUAAAAUCAAGAGCUUCAAGCCCACUUUAUAAUUCAAAUGUCUUGUUCAGCCAUCUACUAAGAGGAGACAACAUAUCAAUUGACGAUAAUACGCCGUGGGCGAGAGCUCGUCGGGCUCAAUAUGCGACGGUCCAAUGGCAAGGAAACACACCUCCAACGCUGGCUCAAAUUUGGCUUAUUAUAUACGCUUCCCUAUCACUUUCGCCUGAUCACGAGUAUUUCCGUCUGAAUCUUCAAGGUAGUGGAAAUGAAGAGCUCCGAAAAGACCUCAUUUCCGUUGGUCUUGCUCGCCAACACCCUCUUCCAGUGGAUGCGAAAUCACAAACACCUUCAGACGAGAUCCUCAUACUGCGCGGAACCUUCUGGCAAGGAGCUGGCUCUCCAUCUGGACCAAGACCAGUAUGGCUUGCGGACCAAAUAUCCCUCAAAACAACUCCAAACGAACUAUCUUCAUACCCAUUGAUGCCACUCACAUACACCCAGACCACCAAAUUCCCAACCACUCGAAUCUACGCACAUCACCCAGUGCGACCAGCAAAGCCAACGCCUGGAUCCGUCAUCUACAGCCGCUACAUUCCUCAUCUCCAAGAAGAUUUUUCUAUGGUAGCACUGGAUUACGAGAACCCUGAACACCUGAAUCUGUUCCACACAUGGCAGAAUGAUCCACGUGUCGCACAGGGUUGGAAUGAAACUGGGAGCUUGGAACAGCAUAGAACUUAUUUGAAGAACUUGCAUGAGGACCCUCACAUCAUCACUCUUCUUGCUAAGUUUGACGAUGUUUUCUUUGCUUAUUUCGAGGUAUACUGGGCAAAGGAGGACACACUAGGAGCAUACUACGACGCAGGCGACUUUGAUCGCGGACGACACUCUCUGGUCGGUGACAUCCGCUAUCGCGGCCCUCACCGAGUAAGUGCAUGGUGGUCGAGUCUCAUGCACUAUAUCUUCCUCGACGAUCCACGCACCACCUGCGUAGUUGGCGAGCCGCGGGCGACCAACAGUAGAGUGCUGGCGUAUGAUCUUGCACAUGGAUUCAAUAUUGAGAAGUUUGUGGACUUUCCGCAUAAGAGAAGUGCGUUUGUCAGAUGUCCUAGAGAAAAGUUCUUCAACAUUUGUCCGUUUGAAUGGGAUGGUGGCAGGAGUUUGGAGGAGGCGGAUACGUUUUAUCAGGCUGCUAGGGGGUCUAAGUUGUAG
Messenger RNA from Glarea lozoyensis ATCC 20868, 1335 nucleotides. Its product is annotated as Acyl-CoA N-acyltransferases (Nat). The transcript is spliced from 2 exons. Gene Ontology annotation, biological process: siderophore biosynthetic process. The coding region runs from base 1 to 1335 and encodes 444 amino acids. The record is from RefSeq and is a predicted model, not a curated record. NCBI's taxonomy places the organism in Eukaryota, Fungi, Ascomycota, Leotiomycetes, Helotiales, Helotiaceae.